CUGAUAAGACGCCCAGUCCAGUCUGGUGAAAGGUAAACACACCUCACAGUAAGUAUGAUUGUGAGUCAGUGAGGAAAUCCUGAGUCACCAUGAGUCUCUCCCCAGAAGCCUAGCAUAGAAAGUCUUCUUGACCUGCCACAGUUGCACGCCAAUCUGACUUAGCCAUGGCUGCUGCACUGAAGUCCGUCUGGAGUGCCCUCCCUGGGCUGCUAAUCGCCCUCCUGUGCCUGGACUCUGCUAAGGGUGGGAGGCUGUUAGUGAUACCAGCAGACGGCAGCCAUUGGACCGGCAUGAAGACCCUAGUGGAGGAACUGGGGAGGAGAGGUCACCAGGUGGUGGUCGUGAUCCCAGAGGCCAGUCUCAGCAUGGGCCCUUCUGACCACACCACCACCCUGACCUUUCCUGUGCCCUAUACCAAAGGGAAUAUGACUAAGGAGCAGGAAAAAUCCCUGAACCGCUUAGACGAAGAUCUGCUCCAAUUAAUAAACACUGAUGUCUCCACUGCUGUGGCAAGGUUUAGGAAUUACUGGGACACCCUGUACAUGCUGAGUAAUUACACCAUGAUGGCUUGUGAAAGCAUGCUGUCCAACAAGGAGCUGAUCCAGACCUUACGGGACUAUGAGUUUGAUGCUCUCCUCAUUGACCCUUUUUGGCCUGUUGGAAUCAUCGUUGGGGCUUAUCUGGACAUUCCGUCUAUCUACAUGAGUGGUCCUUAUCCUUGUCCCCUUGACAUUAUUGCUACAAGAUGUCCUCACCCUGUUUCAUACCUGCCACUACGCUACACACUCUACAGCAAUCGCAUGACCUUGUGGGAGAGGACCGUCAACCUGCUGAGGUCCUUACUGGAGCCUGCGGCCUGCAGUCGUCUCCACGUUCAUGCAAACAAGGUGGCCUCUGAUAUCCUGCAGAGGGACACGUCCAUUGUGGAGCUGGCGAGCAACGCAGCACUUUGGCUUGUUCGGUUUGACUUUACCUAUGAGUUCCCCAUGCCUCUGAUGCCCAACAUGAUCAUGAUUGGUGGGAUUAUGUCUACAAAGCCAAAACCGCUACCACAGGAGGUGGAGGAGUUUGUGAAUGGAUCUGGAGAGCACGGCUUUGUGAUCUUCACCCUGGGCUCAAUGGUGUCCCAGAUGCCAGAAGAGAAGGCCCGAGUGUUCUUCGAGGCAUUCCGGCAGAUUCCACAGAGGGUUUUGUGGAGGUACACUGGACCCGUGCCUGAGAAUGCCCCCAAGAAUGUCAAACUCAUGAAGUGGUUGCCUCAAAAUGACCUUUUAGGUCACCCGAAGGUGAAGGCUUUCAUCACACAUGGAGGGUCCCAUGGCAUCUACGAGGGUAUAUAUAGCGGUGUUCCCAUGGUGACGAUCCCACUGUUUGGGGACCAGGGUGACAACGCCCAGCGCAUGGUUGCGCGUGGUGUUGCGGAGUCUUUGACCAUUGCUGAUGUGACCACAGCCAAAGUGUUGGAAGCACUCAGCAAAGUCAUUGGUGACAAGAGUUACAAGGCAAAUAUGAUGAAGCUGUCAGCUGUGCACAAGGACCGUCCGAUUGAACCUCUUGACCUGGCCGUCUUCUGGACCGAGUUUGUAAUGAGACACAAAGGAGCGGACCACUUGCGAUCCACUGCCCACGAGCUGAACUGGGUCCAGUACCACAGCCUUGAUGUGAUCGCGUUGCUUACAACCGCCAUACUCACUGUUGUUGUUGUCACCAUUAAAUCUUGUAUGUUCUGCUUUAGGAAGUGCACAGGAAAGGGGAAACAACACAAAAAUAAGAGAGCAUAGUUGAGAAGUAGUUUUGUUUGUUUGUUUUACUUGAAGGUGAAUAGUACGGUGGCGCAUUGCAUUCACAUCACACACAAAAAAAAUCAGGCUCUCUCAUAAUUACGAGAUAACUAUCUGAUAUGAGAUAAGGAUAGGAUCAGUGCUGAGGAUCUAAACAGCCUUUCAAUAAAAACAAGCACAUAUUUCCUACUGAUUUCCUGCUUUGAAUGACUUUCUUACUUUGAGAGAUUAACAUGUCUUUAAGUGGCAUGAAAAAUAAGCCUGUCAAAUCGCCAACAACGGCCAAAGGCAAUACAAUGUGCACGUUGACAGGAGGUACUAGGCCUACUACGCAUAGGGCGUAUCCACGUUGUCACACGCAUGCCUAUUGUUUAUUUUGUGCAGCUAGGCUACUUGUUCAAGUGGCAUUGAUGAGUUAAACAGUCACAUUUUUCCUACACGUAUUAUAUUGAGAGAAAAUAGUCAGUUGUAAACAAAGAAUUCGUCUUAUGUUACCCUUUUGUAAAUGGACUGAAGUUGGCUCUAAAUAUUUACUUUUAUCGAUUAUGCUAACCGUUAGCAUGAUCUAUGGGAUUUCUCAUAUACAUUAGCCAUAAGCUGACACAUUAGUUUCUGUAACUUGAAAUUCUAGUCAACAUGAUUGCUCUUAAACAAAACAUUGAAGGAAUCAACUGAGAUAUACUCUGUUGGUCUGCUUAGUGAAUCCUAA
This is a messenger RNA of Alosa alosa (allis shad), 2490 nucleotides long. RefSeq names its product UDP-glucuronosyltransferase 1-6-like. The coding region runs from base 165 to 1781 and encodes 538 amino acids. Gene Ontology annotation, molecular function: UDP-glycosyltransferase activity. The record is from RefSeq and is a predicted model, not a curated record. Lineage: Eukaryota; Metazoa; Chordata; Actinopteri; Clupeiformes; Clupeidae. The transcript has 6 exons.